AUGUCCUACACCAGAGCAGAAGCUGAAGACCUGCUGGUCAGACUGGAGCACAGCCUGCAGCGACAUGCGGACGCUGCUGAGACUGAGGUCUUGAAGGACCGCCAGAGUUUCCGCAGAAGGUAUCAGGAGGCCACACGAUGUCACAAGUCUCAAGAUCGCGACAGGAGCUUGGAGCGGCCCGAGAUUUACUCGCCAAGGCAGCAGCUCGGAAGCUUUGGCAUUGAAUGCAUCGCGCGGGGCGACCGAUCCCUCUUGGAGGACGUCUUCGGGGGAUCCUGCGAGUACUUCUGGCGCUACCAGAAUGCCCUGGAUCGGGUUCAGCUCUCCGAGGAGCAUGCCCAGGAUCCACGGCUGGGAGACCUUCGAGCUGGGCUGCAGACAGCCAAGGCGGUGCUGCAGGACGUAGGCAGCUUCAAAGUUUGGCUACUGGAGAUGACCGCCCCGACGGAACUGACCUACGAUGGCCUGGGCCUGGGGACCUGGCCCCUCGAGUGCAUCAACCUGGAGCCCACGCUGAAAGGCUGCAACAAGGCCACGGUGCGUUUCAUGGCGACGCCAUCGUUGCCUUCGUGCCUGAAGCUAGACCGGACUUCUGGUGAGAUCACGGGCCCCGUCCAAGAUCCGGAGGAUGAUGCUUGGGCCCAGCCCUACACCAUCAUUGCCUCCAAUGCGGCUGGCAUGACCAGCACUGACGUGAAUUUCAGUGGGAGGACACUGCCUCCGAAAAUCAUGAAGUACGCGGGUGUCUCUGUGGAGACGGCGCGGUGCCAGGUUGGCCAGAAGAUUUGCUGGCUGCCGAAGUCUGCAGGUGGUGUUUGCAGCUGGUCGGUCCAGCCGGAGCUGCCGGAAGGCCUGUGGAUUGACGACGACACCGGCGUUAUCUUUGGCUCCCCAGCGGCAUCCGCCGAACAUCGUGUGUACACCGUGGUCGCCACGAACGGCAGCGGAUCUGACAGCUUCACGCUCGAAUUCGGUGUGGAAGGUGCUCGAAAAUGCAGCGCGGAGGCGGCUACACAGUCAGCUUCAUGCCUGGCUUGCGAUGGCUUGGGCUGCAGUCUCUGCGCCAAGCGCCAGGCAGCUCCAGCUGCUGAAGGCCGAGAAUCGCUGCAAUCGCUGCACAGGGAAGCGUAUGUCUGUCGCCUCGAGUGGCGCAAAGAGCGUCGGCCGGAGCACAGUGGCUGGACGUCGCACUCUUUCCUGCAUGCGUUGCUGGAGGAUGGUCGAACCAUGCGCGUCCAGCGCUUCGAGGGCUCCGAUGACUUGGUCACCUGGUUUUGGCCAGGUGAGCAAGCAGCCGAGGGCACCAUCUACAAGGAUAGAGUUGCUCGUGCGGGUGAGCUGAAGCCGAAGCUGACGUCGGCAGAGUUGCGGGACGUCGCCGGCAUGAAGGCCAGCUGCGCCUAUGACACCGCCUAUCACAAUUGUCACCAUUUUGCGCGUGACGUGUGGAACGCUGUGGUCGUGGCCAGCCUGCAAUGCACACACUAUCCUGACAGGCUGAAGAUUGGGCUUCUCCGUGGUGCCAGCAUGCCAUAUCGUGUCAUGGCUCAGGGCUAUGAGAAGGCCUCGUCCCGAUUUCAGACCCAAGAUGACUCGCAGCCUGCGUCAUGUUCAGAUUCGGAGUAG
Messenger RNA from Symbiodinium natans, 1626 nucleotides. NCBI's taxonomy places the organism in Eukaryota, Dinophyceae, Suessiales, Symbiodiniaceae. The record is from the annotation of a GenBank genome assembly.